Tribolium castaneum (red flour beetle) is the source of this 1996-nucleotide messenger RNA. RefSeq names its product Actin binding protein 1 (gene Abp1). Lineage: Eukaryota; Metazoa; Arthropoda; Insecta; Coleoptera; Tenebrionidae. The transcript has 3 exons. Gene Ontology annotation, biological process: positive regulation of dendritic spine morphogenesis; postsynaptic actin cytoskeleton organization; regulation of actin filament polymerization. Gene Ontology annotation, cellular component: lamellipodium; actin filament; postsynaptic membrane. Bases 103 to 1431 code for a protein of 442 amino acids. Gene Ontology annotation, molecular function: actin filament binding. The record is from RefSeq and is a predicted model, not a curated record.
CCGUUGGUAGUGGUUUCUCUCACAUGUCAAACGUCAAGUGGUUGUGUGAUUUGUUAUCUUUGUUGAAUUGUCUUAAUUUUCCGGCUUUAAUGAAUUAAAAUCAUGUCAAUAAAUUUAGACAAAUACCGGGAUGAGCUUGUAUCAGCUUGGAAAGAUGUGCUUGAUGCGAAAACACCAACAGAUUGGGCCCUAUUCGCCUACGAGGGUCAAACCAACGUUUUGAAAUUUGUGAGUAAGGGUUCCAACGGAAUCGAGGAACUAACGGAAGACUUAAACAGCGGAAAAAUAAUGUACGCCUUUGUGAAAGUGAACGACCCGAAAACCUCUUUAAUUAAGUUCGUUCUAAUCAAUUGGCAAGGAGAAGGCGCCAAUACGGUGCGUAAAGGCAUAUCCGCCAACCACUUACGCGACAUUGAGAAAUUUUUCACCGGCGCUCACCUAACAAUCAACGCUCGUAACGAGGAGGAAGUCGAGCCUCAGCUCAUCAUAGAUAAGGUCGCAAAAUCGGGCUCGGCAUACAGUUUCAAAGCCCCCAGAGCCGAGAUUAUCGAGCCCACAGGUCCCGUUGGGACCACUUAUCAACGCGUCAAUCCCAUAAAAGAAAUCAAUGCUCGUGAACGGGACCAGUUUUGGCGCAAAGAGGAGGAAGAAGAGAAGAAACGGGUCGAAGAGGAGCGGAAACGCAGAGAAAUGGAGCGAAUGAAGAACGAGGAAGAGCUAAGGCGGCGGGAAUUGGAAGAGGCGGCCAAACGGGAUGCGGAAAUGUCCCUCAGGAAUAACAACAUUGAUCAAAUCAAACAAGCGGAAAAGGAGGCCGCCGUGGAGUCGGUUUCCGGUUCGAACUACGACGAUGAUUUUCCAACUAGAGUUAAUCAAAGCGAUGUUUUGAGAAAACAGCGAAAUCAAGAGGCGCACGAUUUAAUAGCACAAAGAACGAUUGACGCCCGGUCGGUGUUUGAACAGCACACGGUGGCCGGGCAGAAAAAAGUGCCCGAAAAACCGGUCAGAAAUUCCAUUUUGAAAGCACAAAAUCAAUUGAGUGUGGAAAAUAAGUUGGAGGAGAGUGACGACGAAAGUGAUCAGUUUUCCACAAUUAAAAGGUCACCAAAAGAUGUGGAAAAGAAGAGUGUGACUAGUCCCACAACGCCACAGGAAGUCUUUGAAGUGAGAAAGGAAGAGCCCCAAGAGGAGCGGGUGGAGCAAAUUACAGAUCAGCAAUUUGUUGAUGAGUAUCUAUAUGAGUUUAGCACACCUGGACUGCAGGCUAGAGCGUUGUACGAUUAUCAGGCUGUGGACGAUACCGAGAUCAGUUUUGAUCCAGGCGACAUAAUAACGAAUAUUGAUCAAGUUGACAAGGGAUGGUGGCAAGGACUGGCUCCCAAUGGUACUUAUGGCCUUUUCCCCGCUAAUUAUGUUGAGUUGAUCCAAUAAUUUUCAUUUGUAUUUCUACCGUCGCUUCGCUUAUUCCAUUGCUCAUAACGCAUUUAUUUAGUAUUUUUCAAGCGCAAUAUUUUGUCGAUAAUAGGUUAAGUUUACUAAAAAAUACCAAAAUUUUAUUUUUAGGAACGUAUCGACACACCGUUUGUAAUUAUUCUUGUGCAAUAAAACGAAUUGUGAAGUAUUAAUGUUUUAAUAAAUUACGAACGGUGUGUUUUUUAUUUUUAAAGCUUGUCGCCUUUUUAUUUUGAUUUGCCACACUGCCAGCUAGGGUAUGCUCUUCUGUGCCAACUUCACCAAAUUAAAACCCCAAUUUGUUUGUUAAAAUUGCGUUUCAAUGAUUGUUAUUAUAAAUUUUAAUUAAAAACUCUAUGGAACAGUUAACUGUUGAUAAAUAAUUUUAUAAUAUUGUACGACUUACUUGCAUCAUAGCACAAAUAAACAUUUACCAAGACUUAUGAUCUUUUGCACUUCAUAAAUCUUUACUUUGUGAUAUGGUAUAUAGCGAUUGUAAUCUUGUAUGUAUUUAUGGAUAAUAAAGCUACGUAAUUUUUUACAA